Messenger RNA from Cuscuta campestris, 11428 nucleotides. Lineage: Eukaryota; Viridiplantae; Streptophyta; Magnoliopsida; Solanales; Convolvulaceae. The record is from the annotation of a GenBank genome assembly.
UGCUAUUGGACUUGGCCCGUACAUGGAGAUACAUUAAAUAAUAUAUACAAAUAUAUAGGCUAAUAGUAAGAAAAUUAUUUGAUUUAAAACCUUUUUAUUUAAAAUAUGUAUGGAAUUAAAAUGAAACACGGCACCGUGUUAAUUAAUUUUUUUCUAACACAGUAUCAUACAUAUAAAAUACCUUUAAAUACAUUUGUAUACACAGUUCCAGACCUUUGGAUGCAUGUGCAUCCGGGCGACUUCUGGUAAUCCGGUAAGCAAAGAAUCAGAUUGCUUUUCACAGUGAAUUAUAGUGGAAGAGGAGGGAUUUUGAUAUGCCGACUCUGAGAUCGAGCUUGCCUUCGAGGCUACGGCAGCUCUUUUCUAACAAUAAUUCAAUCGGCCCCACUGUUAAACUUGACUCAGAAACGCCACCAAGAAUAAAAUCAUUUAUUGACAAGGUGAUACAAUGUCCGUUGCAUGACAUAGCAAUUCCUCUUUCUGGAUUUCGUUGGGAGUACGGAAAGGGGAACUUCAAUCACUGGAGACCGUUGUUUCUUCAUUUUGAAACAUACUUAAAGACAUAUGUGUCUUGUAGGAAUGACCUUCUCCUGUCUGAUGAUAUUUUUGGAGAUGUUAGUCCAUUUCCCAAACAAGCUAUUCUACAAAUUUUACGGGUGAUGCUGGUUAUUUUAGAAAAUUGCCAUAACAAGAGUUCAUUCAGUGGGUUGGAGCAUUUCAGGCUCUUACUGGCUUCUACUGACCCAGAAAUUCUCAUUGCAACUCUUGAGACUCUUUCAGCGUCAGUGAAAAUAAUUCCGUCCAAGCUUCACACAAGUGGGAAAUUGAUUGGUUGUGGGUCGGUGAAUAGCUGCCUCCUAUCACUUGCACAGGGUUGGGGAAGCAAGGAAGAAGGGUUGGGCUUGUAUUCUUAUGUUACAAUUACUGAAAGAACUCAAGAUGAAGGACUGUGCUUAUUUCCAUCUGAUGUGGAACAUGUUGACGACAACAAGCUAUAUCGUUUGGGCUCAACUGUUUAUUUUGAAUUGAAUGGUAAUGGUAGCAGCUCUCUGACUACUGGUGACAGUACUGAUGCUGUGUCUUCUGCCAUGAACGUAAUUCACAUCAGUGAUCUAUAUUUGCGGAAAGAAGAUGACCUCUCUCUAAUGAAGUCUUGCAUUGAGCAGUACAAUGUACCUACUGACCAGAGAUUCUCAUUGUUGACCAGAAUCAGAUAUGCACAUGCAUUAAGUUCAUCCAGAAUGUGCAAGCUUUACAGCAAGAUUUGCCUCCUUGCUUUCAUUGUGCUUAUCCAGGCUAAUGAUUCUUAUGAUGAACUUGCAUCAUUUUUUGCAAAUGAACCUGAGCACACAAAUGAAUUAAUCAGAAUUGUUCGAUCAGAAGAAACCAUCUCCGGAGCAAUUAGAACACUUGCAAUGAAUGCACUUGGAGCCCAGUUAGCUGCAUAUUCAUCAUCUCACGACCGAGCUCGAAUUUUGAGUGGAUCAAGCAUCAGUUUUGCUGGUGCUAAUCGUGUGAUCCUCUUAAAUGUUUUACAAAGAGCAAUUUUAUCGUUGAAAAGUUCCAAUGAUCCAUCCUCUGUGGCCUUUGUUGAAGCCGUCUUACAUUUCUAUCUGUUGCAUGUCAUAUCUUCCUCAAGCUCAGGAAAUGCCAUUCGAGGAUCUGGAAUGGUACCAACUAUCUUACCACUAGUGGAGGAUUCUGAUCCUGCUCAUUUGCACCUUGUUUGUCUGGCUGUUAAGACGUUACAAAAGCUCUUGGACUACAGCAAUGCUGCAGUGACCCUUUUUAAAGAUAUGGGUGGAAUUGAGCUGUUGGCUCAUAGGCUGCAAAUAGAAGUGCAAAAUGUGAUAGAUCUGGCUGGACGAGAUGAUAAGUCAAUGGAGGUGGGAGAAUCUUCUAGAAGUAAGGAUGAUGAAGUGCAUUCCCGCAAGAGACUCACCAGGGCUUUAUUAAAGGCACUUGGUUCUGCUACUUAUGCGCCUGCAAAUUCUGCAAGAUCUCAUAAUUCUAAUGAUGUCUCAUUGCCUAUCACACUGUCACUGAUUUUUGGCAAUGUUGAAAAGUUAGGAUGUGAAAUUUACUCUUCUGCAGUGACUGUCAUGAGUGAGAUAAUUCACAAGGAUCCCACAUGCUUUACUACAUUGCAUGAUCUGGGUCUUCCAAAUUCUUUUCUGUCUUCAGUUGUGGCCGGGGUACUGCCUUCCCCUAAAGCUCUUACUUGUGUUCCUAAUGGCCUUGGUGCAAUAUGCCUUAAUGCUAAGGGACUGGAGGCUGUUAAAGAAAUGUCAGUGAUGCGCUUCCUUGUUGACAUCUUUACUGAAAAAAAAUAUGUAAUUGCAAUGAAUGAAGGUAUUCAGCCAUUAACAAAUUCUGUAGAAGAACUGUUGCGCCAUGUAACCUCACUGAGAGGUAUAGGUGUGGAUCUGAUUAUUGAAACUAUUAAGAAGAUAUCAUCCUUUGAACAGUCUGAGCAAGCAGAGUCAUCUGUGAAGGUGAGUGGCGGAAGUGAAAUGGAAAUGGACGGAGAAAAGCUUCAGAGUGCUGGUCCUUGCUCUCUGAUUGAAGCAACAAGUUCACCAACUGAGGCUUUGGAUGAUGAACAUUUCAUCCAGUUGGCUAUCUUUCAUGUAAUGGUACUUGUUCACCGCACAAUGGAAAACUCUGAAACGUGUAGGCUGUUUGUUGAAAAAUCAGGAAUUGAAGCUUUGUUAAAACUCCUACUGUGGCCAAGUGUUGCACAAUCUUCAGAAGGCAUGUCUAUUGCAUUACAUAGCACCAUGGUUUUCAAGACCUUCACUCAGCAUCACUCUGCUGCUCUGGCGCGUGCUUGUUGUUCCUUCCUUAGAGAUCAUAUGAAAAAGGCUUUGAUGGGAUUAAGUGGUGCUUCUGGCUCCUUUCUGCUGGAUCCUAAAGUAAAUCAAGAUAGGACCACUUUUUCUUCACUUUUUCUUGUUGAGUUUCUUCUGUUUCUGGCUGCAUCUAAAGACAACCGUUGGGUUACUGCUUUGCUGAACGAAUUCGGAAACGGAAGCAAAGAUGUUUUAGAAGAUAUUGGGAAGGUACACCGAGAAAUUCUCUGGCAGAUUGCACUGCUUGAGGAUGCUAAGCUGGACGAAGAUGGUGUCCUGGAAAGUUCUGGUGAUGGUUCACCGAAUUCAGCAGUUGAAAGUGAAGAACUGAGGUCGAGCUCCUUCAGACAGCUUAUCGAUCCUUUGCUGAGGAGGAGGAUGACAGGGUGGAGUUUUGAGUCCCAGUUCUUUGAUAUCAUCUCUCUAUAUCGUGACCUCGCACGAUCUUCUGGUCUUCCGUCGCGCGAGAGCGUAGAAGAUACUUCAACCACACUGUUGGGUGCAAGUAAUCAUCUGCAACAGUCAAGUUCUGUUGAUGGUGCUGGAAGUAGUGUAAAGAAAGAUGAUGACAAGCAAAGAUCCUAUUACCAUUCAUGUUGUGAUAUGGUUAGAUCCUUAUCGAUUCAUAUCAUGCAUUUGUUUCAGGAAUUGGGUAAGGUAAUGUUGCUUCCCUCUCGGAGACGGGAUGACUUGUUGAAUGUUUCUGCUCCUUCAAAAUCGGUUGCUUCAAUCAUUGCUUCCAUUGCAUUGGAUCAUAUGAAUUAUGGUGGCAAUGCACAUACAUUUGGAGUUGAUGCCUGUGUGUCAACGAAAUGCCGGUACUUUGGAAAAGUGAUUGAAUUUAUUGAUGGGAUUAUUCUGGACAAGCCUGAUUCAUGCAAUCCUGUUGUGCUAAAUUGCCUAUAUGGACGUGGGGUAAUUCAUUCGGUAUUGACGACAUUUGAAGCUACUAAUCAGUUGCUUUUUGCUGUUAACAGAGGUCCGGCUUCUCCUAUGGAAACUGAUGAAAGUUGUUUGAGACAGGAUGGGGUUAAGGAAUCUGUUGAUAAGUUAUGGAUACAUGGUCCCUUGAGUAGUUAUGGCAAGCUGAUGGAUCACCUUGUGACCUCAUCUUUGAUUUUAUUUCCUUUCACAAAGCAUCUACUUACUCAACCUUUAAUAAGUGGGGGUAUUCAGUUUCCUCGAGAUGCUGAGACAUUUGUGAAAGUUCUUCAAUCCAUGGUGCUUAAGGCUGUAAUACCUGUAUGGACUCAUCCACAAUUUGCAGAAUGUAGUCCUGAUUUCAUUGCUACAAUUCUAAACAUCAUGAGACAUGUCUACACUGGAGUAGAAGUGAAAAACACCAACACUACUACCACUCGUUUGUCUGGUCCUCCCCCAAAUGAAGCAACUAUUUCAACAAUUGCAGAAAUGGGAUUCUCUAGGUCUCGAGCUGAAGAGGCCCUUAGGCAGGUUGGCUCAAAUAGUGUGGAGCUGGCAAUGGAGUGGUUGUUCUCACAUCCGGAAGAGAUUCAAGAAGAUGAUGAACUUGCUCGUGCCUUAGCGAUGUCUCUUGGGAACUCUGGAUCUGAUGUGAAGGAAGAUGUAGCACAUGAAAACAAUGAAACAAUUGAAGAAGAAUUUGUCCAACCUCCUCCAAUGGACGAUUUGUUGUCAACAUGUAAAAAACUUCUACACAUGAAGGACUCUUUGGCAUUUCCUGUUAGGGAUCUUCUUGUAAUCAUAUGCUCUCAGAAUGAUGGUGAAAAUAGGUCCAUUGUCAUUUCAUUUAUGAUUGAACAAGUGAAACUAUGCACCAACAUUUCUGACGCGGGGAAUAUAAACAUGCUGUCUAAUCUUUUUCAUGUCCUUGCUCUAAUUCUUAAUGAAGACCAGGCUACGAGAGAAGUAGCUGCCAAAAACGGUUUGGUUAAAGUUGCGUCUGAUAUUCUUUCCCAGUGGGUUUCAAGUCCUUUUGACAGGGAGAGAAUCCCCAAAUGGGUUACAACAGCUUUUAUUGCCAUUGAUCGACUUACCCAGGUGGAUCCGAAGUUGAAUUCUGAUAUGGUAGAGGUUUUAAAGAAGGAGGUUGUUUAUGAUACAUCUAUUUCAAUUGAGGAGGAUAAACAAACUAAGUUGCAUUCUUCUCUAGGAUUGUCUCCAAAAUAUCUUAAUCAGCAGGAGCAAAAACAGUUGAUUGAAAUUGCUUGUGCUUGUAUUAGGAAUCAGCUACCAUCUGAGAUGAUGCAUGCCACUCUGCAACUCUGUUCGACUCUCACAAGAAACCACUCCAUAGCUGUAAUUUUUCUAGAUGCUGGGGGUUUGGAUCAACUGCUUUCUCUUCCAACGAGUAGCAUGUUCAAUGGGUUUGAUAACAUAGCUGCUACCAUAAUGCGUCACAUUCUUGAAGAUCCUCAAACGCUUCAGCAAGCUAUGGAAGCUGAGAUACGACAUAGCAUUGUAACAGCUAGUAGUAGACAGCCAGCUGGAAGGCUUACACCCCGCACAUUUCUCUCAAGUUUAAGUUCUGUCAUUCAGCGUGAGCCUGUCAUUUUCAUGCAGGCUGCUCGGUCUGUUUGCGGAGUGGAGAUGGUUGCUGAUCGGCCAUAUGUUAUCUUACUUAAAGAUCGUGAGAAGGAUAAAAAAGAUAAAGAAAAGGAGAAGGAGAAAUCGGAGGAGAAGGAUAAGCUUCAAAAUAAUGACUUGAAGAUUGGUGCAACGACCGCGAGCCCUAGUUCUCAUGGGAAGGCUGUUGAUACAAGUUCUAAAAAUGUCAAACUUCAUCGAAAGCCACCUCAUAGUUUUGUAACUGUCAUUGAGCUACUUUUGGAUUCAGUUGUAGCAUUUGUUCCUUCUGUGAAAGAUGAAUCUAUUGUUAAAGAGGGCUCAUCUUCAUCAGAUAUGGACAUUGAUGUUUCUGCAGGCAAGGAUAAAGGAAAAGCGGUUGCAUCUAUAUCUGAUGGAAGCGACAUUGUCAACAAAGAGUCUUCAGCAUCCAUGGCAAAGAUGGUGUUCAUCUUGAAGCUCCUCACCGAGAUCCUGUUGAUGUACUCCCCUUCUGUUCAUAUUUUACUCCGGAAAGAUGCUGAAAUCAGCUGCAAGAGUGUCCAGCGUGGUUCUGGUGGUAUCUUUCACCAUGUUCUCCACAAGUUCCUUCCGUACUCUAAGAAUUCACGGAAGGAAAAGAAAAUUGACGUGGACUGGAGGCAGAAGCUAGCUGGCAGAGCAAGCCAGUUUUUGGUAGCAUCUUGUGUUCGUUCCUCAGAGGCGAGAAAGAGAAUCUUUACUGAUAUCAGUACUGUGUUCCAUGGAUUUGUUGAAUCGGCUAAGGGUUUCAGGGCACCCGGUGUUGAUUUUAUGGCUUUCAUUGACCUACUUAAUGAUAUUCUUGCUGCUCGCACACCUACAGGCUCCUCCAUCUCUGCAGAGGCUUCAGCUACUUUUGUAGAUGUUGGUCUAGUUCGGUCUUUGACUCGUGCUCUUCAUUUGUUAGAUCUUGAUCAUGCUGAUUCAGCCAAAGUUGCUACAGGGCUUGUAAAGGUGUUGGAAUUGGUUACAAAGGAACACAUCCAUGCCGCAGAGUCAACUGCUGCAAGGGUUGAUCAAACAGCAAAGACACAUGAGCAUAAUCAGCAUGAAAAUGAAAAUGGUGCUAGUGUGAUACAGGCCAUGGAGAGUGCUCUCCAAUCAAAUAUGGACUCUCUCCCCACAAAUCAUAUCGUUCCUUUUGGAACUGUACAAAAUUAUGGUGGAUCUGAGGCCGUGACUGAUGAUAUGGAACAUGAUCACGAUAUUGAUGGUGGGUUUGGUCUACAAAAUGAUGAUUACAUGAAUGAGAAUAACGAGGGCACGAGAACUCUGGACAGUGGCAUUGACACAGUAGGGAUAAGGUUCGAAAUUCAGCCUGAUGUACAAGACAAUCUUGGUGAAGAUGAAGAUGAUGAGGAUGAUGAUGAGGAGGAGAUGUCAGCAGAUGAAGGAGAUGAUGUAGAUGAAGAUGAUGGUGAGGAAGAACACAAUGAUCUCGAGGAAGAUGAAGUGCAUCACUUGCCCCAUAAUGACACUGAUCAAGAUCAUGAAAUUGACGAAGAAGAGUUUGAUGAGGAGGUGAUGGAAGAAGAUGAAGAAGAAGAUGAGGAUGAAGAUGAUGGUCUCAUACUUCGUUUUGGUGAUGGAAUGAAUGGUGUUAAUGUAUUGGACCACAUUGAAGUCUUAGGUAGAGACCCUAGUUUCCCUAAUGAAACUCUCCAAGUGUUGCCUGUUGAGAUUUUUGGUACUAGGCGUCCUGGGCGUACUACAUCAAUAUACAAUUUACUGGGAAGAAGCAGUGAUAACAAUACUUCUUCGGUGCAUCCACUCUUGAUGGAACCAUCGUCUUUGCCCCACAUGGGUCGUAUAAGACAACCAGAGAAUGCUCGCGAUCAUUUCUCUGACAGGAGCCAAGAGGGAACAUCUCUUCUAGACUCGUUCUUCCGGUCGCUGCGAAAUGGGCGCCAUAGUCAACGGUUGAACAUGUGGUCCAAUCAUAACCAACAUAGUGGUGGGCCUAAUGCGCUUUCUGUUCCACAGGGUCUUGAAGAUUUAGUUGUUAACCAUUUGAGACGGCCGGAACCAGAGAAGCCUUCUGACCAGGAAACUGUAGUUGAACCUCAGAAUAAGGAUGAUGUCACAAACUUUCUAGGAACAAUGGGGGCAAUGUCUGAACGCCCCGCAGGAACUAAUGAGAAUGAUGAAAACAGGCAUGUACCUCCUCCAUCUUCCGUGCCAAAUGGUUCUGAAACUGCUGAUUCAACGCCUGAGCCAAAUGCAUGCAUUCAGGGAACAGAUGCAUCAACCAGACAACCUCAUUCUAUUGAAAUGCAAUUUGAGCAGAAUGAGGUUGUGCGGGAUGCUGAGGCUGUCAGCCAGGAGAGUGGUGAAAGUGGUGCCACUCUGGGAGAGAGUCUCCGAAGUCUAGAUGUUGAAAUUGGAAGUGCUGAUGGCCAUGAUGAUGGUAGCGAUCGGCAUGUCAUGGCAGACAAUCGGACCAGACGACAAAGUGUUUCAUUUGGUAACACUGUGCAAGUUAGAGAUAGGGAUGCCCCACUCACUAGUGUAUCUGAGGUGUCAGAACCUACAAAUCAAGAAUCAGAGAGAAGUGGGCCAUCCGAGGAACAUCAACAGAAUAUUGACACUGAUGGUGUGUCUAUUGACCCUGCCUUUUUGGAGGCACUACCAGAAGAGCUGAGAGCUGAGGUUCUUUCAGCCCAACAGGGUCAAGUGGCUCAGCCUCAAAAUGCGGAACCACGGACGACUGAGGAUAUAGAUCCCGAGUUUCUUGCUGCACUUCCACCAGAUAUCAGGGAAGAAGUACUGGCUCAGCAACGAGCACAAAGACUGCAGCAAUCUCAUGAAUUGGAAGGACAACCUGUUGAGAUGGAUACUGUUUCCAUCAUUGCAACAUUCCCUUCUGAAUUACGAGAAGAGGUUCUUUUGACAUCUUCGGAUGCCAUACUUGCAAAUCUUACACCUGCUCUAGUUGCGGAAGCAAACUUGCUUCGAGAGAGAUUUGCACGAAGAUACAAUCGCUCUCUUUUUGGAGCGUACCCUAGGAGUCGUAGAGGUGAAUCAUCUAGACAUGGUGAAGGUCUUGAUAGAGCUGGUGGAGUUCGUAGGAUACUUGGAAGUAAGCCUGUGGAGGCAGAUGGAUCACCUUUAGUCGAUACAGAAGAUUUGAAGGCAUUGAUUCGCUUGCUUCGUAUCUUCCAGCCACUUUACAAAGGGCAUCUGCAGAAAGUAUUAUUGAAUCUGAGUGCACAUGCUGUGACCAGAACUGCUUUGAUAAAAAUCCUGAUGGGUUUGUUGUUGCUUGAUGUGAGGAAGCCUGCAAUUGGUCUGAAUACUUCUGAACCUUCUUAUAGGCUGUAUGGCUGCCAAAGUAAUGUGAUGUAUUCUCGUCCACAACAUUUGGAUGGUAUCCCACCUCUGGUCUCCCGACGUGUCUUGGAGACUCUUACAUACUUGGCACGGAAUCACUCCUUCGUUGCAAAGGCUCUACUGGAGUUUAGAGACACUCCGUCACUGCAAGAAGAGGACAAGAAUCUUGAUCAAAGACACGGAAAGGCUUUGAUGGUUGAUGAACAGCAGCAGCAUGAAACACAAGUAUCUGUUGCAUUAUUGUUGGGGCUGCUAAAUCACCCGCUAUAUCUAAGGAGUGUUGCACAUUUAGAGCAGCUUUUAAAUCUGUUGGAUGUCAUUGUUGAUAAUGCUGCUGAAGGCAAAUCAGAUGUUCUUGAUCAGCCUGCACCAACUACAGCUGACCAGCCCCCUGCUCAAAGUUCUUCCUCAGAUGCUGAAAUGAAUGAAGAAUCUCGUGUUAUUACAUCAGAAACUAGUGAAGAAUCCAAACCAUCAUCAUACACCAAAAGAGAAGGCGAUGCUCUUACUAUACUGCUCAAUCUCCCACGAGGAGAGCUCCAACUUCUGUGUUCCCUACUUGCACGAGAAGGCUUAUCGGACAAUGCAUAUACGUUGGUAGCAGAGGUACUUAAGAAGCUGGUUACCAUUGUCCCCGCACAUGGUCAUCUUUUUACUGCUGAACUUGCUGGCUCUAUUCACAUUCUUACUAAAUCUGCAAUGGAUGAAUUACGCAACUUUGCACAAGUAGAUAAAGCGCUAUUGAGUUCUAGCUCUAGUGAUGGUUCUGCAAUUCUCAGGGUUCUUCAAGCAUUAACCUCUCUUGUACCCUCACUUAGUGAAAAGGGGAAAGAUCAUCUGGCACCUGAGGCAGAACAUGCUUCUGCUGUUUCCCCAGUUUCUAAUAUCCACACGGACUUGGAGCCUUUAUGGAUUGAGCUCAGUACUUGCAUAGGCAAAAUAGAAACCUUCGCUGAUACAUCAGCUGAUAUGUCACGACCAUCAAUUGCUUCUACAUCCAAGACAUCCAGUGUCCUUCCUGCUGGAACUCAGAAUAUCUUACCGUACAUAGAAUCCUUUUUUGUGAUGUGUGAAAAGUUGCAACCUGGGCACUCAGUUUCAGGGGGUGAUUCUGCUAUACCUGCUGCAACUGAUGUUGAAGACUCCGUUGCUUCAGCUUCCCAUCAGAAAGCGGUAGGAUCUGUAAUCAAGUUUGAUGAAAAACAUGUUGCUUUUGUAAGGUUUGCUGAAAAGCAUAGGAAGCUUCUGAAUUCAUUCAUUCGCCAAAACCCUGGUUUGCUGGAGAAGUCUUUCUCAAUUAUGUUGAAGGUUCCCCGUUUCAUUGAUUUUGACAAUAAGAGGUCUCACUUUAGAUCUAAGAUCAAACAUCAGCAUGAUCAUCAUCAUAGUCCUCUGAGAAUUUCUGUGAGACGUGCAUAUAUUCUUGAAGAUUCAUAUAACCAGCUGCGCAUGAGGUCCACACAAGAACUGAAGGGGAGGUUGACAGUUCACUUUCAAGGAGAAGAGGGGAUUGAUGCUGGGGGACUUACCAGGGAAUGGUACCAGUUGCUUUCCAGGGUAAUUUUUGACAAAGGAGCCCUGUUAUUUACAACAGUUGGCAAUGAAUCAACCUUUCAGCCAAAUCCGAACUCUGUUUACCAAACUGAGCAUCUAUCCUACUUCAAAUUUGUAGGGAGAGUUGUUGGAAAGGCACUUUUUGAUGGCCAACUCCUCGAUGUUCACUUCACUAGGUCCUUCUACAAGCAUAUCCUUGGGUCUAAAGUGACGUAUCAUGAUAUUGAAGCCAUUGAUCCUGAUUACUUCAAGAAUCUAAAAUGGUUGCUUGAGAACGACAUAAGUGAUAUUUUGGACCUUACAUUUAGCAUUGAUGCUGAUGAAGAGAAGCUGAUACUUUAUGAACGCAAUGAAGUUACUGACUAUGAACUUAUCCCUGGUGGCCGUAACCGUAGAGUAACAGAGGAAAAUAAGCACCAAUAUGUUGACUUGGUUGCCGAACACCGCUUGACUACAGCCAUCCGUCCUCAGAUAACUGCAUUCAUGGAAGGGUUCUCUGAAUUGAUAGCGCGUGAUUUGGUCUCGAUCUUCAAUGACAAGGAAUUCGAACUACUUAUAAGUGGCCUGCCUGAUAUUGAUUUGGAUGACAUGAGAGCAAAUACGGAGUACUCUGGGUAUAGUGCAGCCUCCCAUGUUAUCCAGUGGUUUUGGGAGGUGGUCCAAAGUUUCAGCAAGGAGGACAAGGCACGGUUAUUACAGUUUGUGACCGGUACCUCUAAGGUCCCGCUUGAAGGUUUUAGUGCUCUGCAAGGCAUAUCAGGCUCCCAAAAGUUUCAGAUCCACAAAGCAUAUGGCAGUCCCAACCACUUGCCCUCUGCACAUACAUGUUUCAACCAGUUAGAUCUUCCGGAGUAUCCAUCUAAAGAGCAUCUAGAAGAGAGACUGCUGCUUGCUAUUCAUGAAGCAAAUGAAGGUUUUGGAUUUGGUUAAGGCAGAGGAGAGCUUGGGGAUGGUUGAGGAGCGUGUAGAUAUAAUUUCAUGCUACUUUGAUUUUACAGUAAGGAAAUAUUGCCGAAGGCCAUUUCUAGAUCUUUUGAUAUAUGCUGCUGUGCUUGUCUAUAUACGAGUGUACAGAUAUUAUUACAGUACAAUUUUAAGACAAGUGCUUUUGGGCAGUUUUCUGUUUU